Molecule: messenger RNA, 4445 nt
Organism: Scylla paramamosain (green mud crab)
Lineage: Eukaryota; Metazoa; Arthropoda; Malacostraca; Decapoda; Portunidae
Exons: 17
Coding region: 872-3766 (964 amino acids)
Biological process (GO): microtubule-based movement
Molecular function (GO): ATP binding; microtubule binding; microtubule motor activity
Source: RefSeq, a predicted model, not a curated record
AAUGCUACUUCAAAAAUGUUUCUGCACGAUCUGUAGGAAAAGAAAUCUGGAAGCAGUAAUAAUUGACCGCCGUAAAGGAUGAUUGAGAGCUCGAGUAGCUCUUUAUUGCUAGUUUUGAGGUCCUGCGUCUAGUCUUCGAAUUGCAUGAAGUUUUGUAAAGGGAUAUGCAACAUAAGGACAGUUGUAGGCGACUGCAAUGCACUUCCAGUGCAAAUAAAACAAGCUGAAUAUAACUCGCUAGCAUUGAAAAUUACGGAACAGAGGGAUGGACUCUUAUCAAAACAAACGUCCGAAAGGCUGACCGAGGGCUUCGGCAUACUCCUUUAUACACGUGAUACUCAAACAUCUAUUCUGUAACUGAUGGACUAUGCUGAACAUUUAAAUUGAAUUGUUACGUAAUACUAACGAUUACUUUAUUGUAAACGAAUAUGAACCUUUAAACUAGACAUGGUAGGCUUGGUACUCGGCGCGCACCGUUUGCCGCGAAGCUCUCUAAGACUAUAGUUUGAAAAAGUUUUUAUAUAAAUUGAAUUUUUAUUUUAAGGUUUUCUGAUUUUGUUUUGUUCGUUUCGUUCUGAAUUUUUAUUUAUAUCUACUGAUUUUUUUCAUAAAUUUCUCCUGAAAUUUCCCCUAUACCAUCUGGCAACACUGCCCACAGGCCCACACUUCCAGCGGAGCUGAGUGAAAAAGCAUGUUCCGGAAGCUUGGCGCGGGGCGGGGCGCGUCUCCGGUGCGGCAAUGGGCGCGUCUGGGCGUGGCGUGGAGAUUGCAGCGGUGUAUCACCACGUGGAACAAUAGAUAACAGAAGAUACGAUAAGACAGACUUUCUGUGGCUAUAGCAGCGUGGGUGACGAGUCUAUAAGGAGCCGCCAUGGAAUCCUACCGCGUCUCAGGACUGGCUGGCUCCUUCACCUCCUCCUCCUCCUCCUCCUCCUCUUCGUCCUCCUUCAGGUGGCUCUCCGGCCUCACCGCCAGGUCAAAGAAGAUCUCCACCUUUACGUACGAUCACCGCAGUAAGGUCAAGAGUUGGCGGCACAAGUAUGAGUUCCUACUGGGCCUGGUGAAGGAGCCCGCCCGCCUGCUGCCCCACUCCCUCAUGAAGGAGCGCCAGAUGGUGGAGGCGCGCCGGCAGGGCUACGCCGUGGAGCGGGCGCUGCUGCUGGCCGACCUGGACCCCGGGGAGACCAUGGGCGGCACCAAGGCCAGGAAGCUCCGGGAGAACAGUCGCCCGGAGCACCUACGUUCCCUGUUCGAGCAAGUGGCGAGUCUGGACCACAUGCUGACCUCCCUAGAGAACCAGAUCGAGGUACUGACCGCCGUGCAGACCGCCGUGCCCAAGGACCUGACGGACACUUUCCAUGACUCGGGCACCAGCGGCCAUGAACCAGAUAGCCUGGAGGCGAUACAAACAGUGGUCAGCGGAGGAGGCAGCGGCGGUGGAGGCGGUGAUGCUGGAACGGGAAGAGGAGGAGGAGGAGGAGGAGGAGGAGGAGGAGGAGGAGGAGGAGGAGCAGGAGGAGGAGGACAACAGCAGCACCACCAUCAUCAUCACCACCACCACCACCACAGACCUAAAGAGCCUGAUGAUGAGGGCGAUGGAGAGAAGAUGGUGGUGGUGGCGGAGCGGGAGGAGGUGAAGCCCAGUGACGCCGCUGUGCUGCUUCACCUGGAACGCAGCAGCCAUCGCCAGACCCGCCGCGCCCUGCAGGAGCUGAGGGAGAAGCAUGAUGUCCUCAGGCGGGAACUGACGCAGAGGAACAUUCAUAUCGAAGACGUGGAUAUUGUGAGGACGGUCGGCAGCGCCCUCGAGGACCUCCACAUCCAGCAGGAACACAACCUGUCAUCGCUCGAGUCCAUCUCCUCCAUCACCUCCUCAGACAGACUCCUGGACGAGCUGAAGGUGCGAGAGAUGACCAUCAGCCAACUGAGGUCUCGUUUGCUGCAGCUGGAGAAGGAUAGACUGGAUAAGGUGCCUGUGGAUGCUGCGAGGGAGAUCACCAGACUCAACAGCCUCGUGGUGGACUUAGAAAGAGCGCGGGACGAACUCAACCUGCAGAACACAAGCCUGAAAACCCGCCUGACGGAGCUCACGGACAAGAUUCACGACCCUGCAGCGACUUACCAGAUAACCCGUGACUCCCUCGCCUCGGACAGCCCCACACCGCACGCCAAGGACCCAGACGUGACUCGAGUGCUCAGGAAGGCCACGUACAGGCUCCCAGGGGACUCGCAGAAGCUGAAGACUAUGGUGCUGGAGAUGACGACAAAGGAGGAAGAGUACCGGGCAAGGAUAUCAGCGUUAGAGGAGAAGAUUUUGAACUACGAAAAUGAGGAUAACGCAGCUUCCCGUGAGCUUGAGAGGACGGUGAGGAGUCUAGAGCAUCAGCUAGAGAUGGUGUCACAGAAGUUAGAGGCAGCGGGGAGGUACGCGACGGCCAAGGAAGAGGAGAGCAAUGUGCUGAAGUUGGAUCUUGACACGCUGAAUGAAGAGAAUAGGAGACUGAAGGAGAAUUUGAAUGAUCUCAUCUUGAAGCAGCGGGACGCGGAGGAGACGUCUCGGCUGAAGGCGGCCCUGGAGGAGCAGUUUGGCCGCCUGAAGGAGGAGAACAGAGUGUUAGCGGAGGACUUCAAUAGAGAAAGAGUGCUGAGAAAGAAGUACUAUAACCAGGUGGAGGAGAUGAAGGGCAAGAUCCGAGUGUUCUGCCGAGUGCGCCCCAUCAGUACGGAUGAGGUGCAGCGAGGUGGGAUGGAAGCAGAGCAGGUGGUGUCGGCAGAUGACCCCUUCACUGUGUCUGUGAAUGCCCAGCGUGGCCACAAAGCAUUCCUCUUCGACAGGGUGUUCCAGCCCAACCAUGACCAGGAGGAGGUCUUUGCUGACACCAAUGCUCUCAUUCAGUCAACACUGGAUGGCUUCAAUGUGACCAUCAUGGCGUAUGGACAGACAGGCUCCGGUAAGACCUACACCAUGAUUGGCAGUGAGAACAACCCAGGCAUUGCACCACGGGCCUUCCAGCGACUCUUUCAGCUGGUAGAGGCUGGCCGCUCCAGGCACACUGUCCAGGCCUCUGCCUACAUGAUGGAACUGUACAAUGACAAACUGAUAGACCUGCUGAGACCCACAGGGAACAAUGAGAAUGAGAAGCUGGACAUCAAGAAGGACAAGAAGGGCAGCGUGCACGUGCAGGGGGCCACCGUGUGCAGCGUGUCCUCGGCGGGUGAGCUGAUGAGAGCCUUCCAGCAGGGCCUCACCAACCGCCACACGGCUGCCACCAAAAUGAAUGUGGAGAGUUCCCGCUCCCACCUCAUUAUUGUGGUCUGCCUCACCAUCACCUCCAGGCAGACUGGCUCCGUGCUCAAGGGAAAGCUCACCCUGGUGGACCUGGCAGGCAGUGAGCGGGUGAGCAAGAGUGGUGCCUCGGCUGACCAGCUGCGUGAGGCCAACUCCAUCAACAAGUCCCUCUCUGCCCUCGGGGACGUGGUGUCUGCCCUCUCCUCAGAGUCCUCUUUUGUGCCCUACAGGAACAGCAAGCUGACAAUGUUGCUCCAGGACAGUCUGGGCGGCAACUCCAAGACACUGGUGUUUGUCAACGUGUCACCCGUCGCCCACAAUGCUGACGAGACGCUGGUGUCCCUCAUGUAUGCUUCAAGGAUAAAGCAAAUCACAAACAGUGUCAGCAGAAACUCUGACAACAAGGAGAUAUCAAGGCUGAAGUCGAUCAUUAGUAAGCUGAAGAAGGGAGAAGACCUGGAUGAGGACAUCACCUGAAAAAGGCCCAAGGGGGGAGGGGUUUUGUCUGCAGAUAGUCCUGCUGGGGGUCCAACGAGCCAGCUCAAAAGACGCCUCUCAAAAUGCAGACUGUGGAAGCACCAAUAGUGUGUGAAGAUCCAUCCAGAGCAUUAUAUUAUCUUUUAACCCACAGAUGAAGAUAAUUUUGUGAUAUGUACUUUGAGCGAGAAUAACAAUACUUGCUUCUAAGGUGUGGGAAGUUCCUGAUCUUAGUCUCAUGCCUAAAUAUGCUCCCCUUCCACAUGUUGUAAAGCCACAACCCUCCCCCCCAACCCAGCCCCCCUCACCCCUCACCACCCUCCUCCCUCACCAUGCCCUGCACCCUGGACUCCCCUGGUGCAGGAAGGGAAGGAGGCCAUCUGGAUCUCAUACUAGAUCUCAAGUGAAUGUGAGGAGGCAAGAGAUCCAUUGUUCCAUUGGGGCUAUGGUUCUGUACAGUGUAUAUAGGUGUGUGUGUGUGUGUGUGUGUGUGUGUGUGUGUGUGUGUGUGGAAAAAGAGAGAGAGAGAGAGAGAGAGAGAGAGAGAGAGAGAGAGAGAGAGAGAGAGAGAGAGAGAGAGAGAGAGAGUUUAAUAGUGUGGAACAUCCCUGUUUAUAACAUGACCCAGUGCUGUGCAUUACUUUUUAUUAUUAUUUAUGUGAUUGUUAUUUUUUGAAGU